Molecule: messenger RNA, 2283 nt
Organism: Podarcis raffonei (Aeolian wall lizard)
Lineage: Eukaryota; Metazoa; Chordata; Lepidosauria; Squamata; Lacertidae
Product: vomeronasal type-2 receptor 26-like
Exons: 7
Coding region: 1-2283 (760 amino acids)
Biological process (GO): G protein-coupled receptor signaling pathway
Cellular component (GO): membrane
Molecular function (GO): G protein-coupled receptor activity
Source: RefSeq, a predicted model, not a curated record
AUGACCCAGAUCUACCAGCAUAUCCUGGCCUUGAUAUUUGCUGUCAAGGAGAUCAAUGAAAACCCCCAGAUUUUACCUAAUGUCACCCUUGGUUUCCAUAUCUAUAAUAGCUAUUUCACUGCAAAAUGGACCUAUCAUGCCUCAAUGGAACUCUUCUCUAGACUGGGCAAAUCAGCCCCCAACUACAAAUGUGAUAUUCAGAACAAUCCAGGAGCAGUCAUUGGGGGACCUGUCUCUGAAGUCUGUCUCUACAUGGCAGAUAUCCUGUCCAUUUAUAAGAUUCCACAGGGCAGAUUCACCCCCAACUAUAAAUGUGAUAGUCAGAACAAUCUAGUAGCAGUCAUUGGGGGACCUAUCUCUGAAGUCUGUCUCUACAUGGCAGAUAUCCUGUGCAGCUAUAAGAUUCCACAGUGGACAUGGAUUGGUGUGAUGUCUGGGCAUGAUGACAAUGGAGAGAGGUUUGAACAGAAUGUGAUCCCCAUGUUUGCCCAGAGAGGUGUCUGUUUUGAUUUCAUAAUGAGAAUCCCCAAAAUGUCAUAUUCCAGUGAAAUUGGUGACAUGGUUGAAGAGGGAUUUGAAAUAAACAAAAGUCUUAUGAGAAGCACGGUUAAUGCAUUGGUUAUUCAUGGUGAAAUAGAUACCAUGAUAAUCCUGAGGGUGUUCCCCAGGGUUGCAGAACAUGAGGAUAUACCAACAAAGAAAAAUGGUAAGGUCUGGAUCAUGACGGCUCAGAUGGAUUUCAUUUCCAUUCCCCUUCAAAGAGAUUGGGACAUAGACUUCCUCCAUGGUGCUAUAUCCUUUGCUAUUCACUCCAGUGAGGUUGUAGGAUUCCAUAAAUUUCUUCAGGUGAGAAACCCCACCUCGGAGAAAGAAGAUGGCUUCAUUAGGGUCUUCUGGGAACAAGCAUUUGGGUGUUUGUUCCCCAACUCCAUGGUAGACCUACAGGAUGAAGAAAUCUGCAGUGGAGAGGAGAAACUGGAGACACUUCCUGCAUCUGUUUUUGAAAUGAGCAUGACUGGCCACAGCUACAGUGUCUUCACAGCUGCCUAUGCGGUUGCGCAUGCUUUGCAUGCCAUGCAUUCAACUAGCUUCAAAAAAAGAAUGAUAGUGAAUGAAGGAGUAAAAUUUAAGAAUGAACAGUUAUGGAAGUCAUUUCAGAGAGUGAAAGUUGGAAAGAUCGACCCCAUGGCUCCCCAAGAAGAAGCUUUCAGCAUUUGUGAGGAAGCCAUUGUGUGGCCCAGCAGGUUUAACCAGGCACAGCCCCUUUCUCUUUGUAAUGCCAAUUGUCCUUUGGGUUAUCAGAAAACAAAGAAGGAAGGGAAACCAUUUUGCUGCUAUGAUUGCAUUAUAUGUCCGGAAGGGAAGAUUUCCAACCAGACAGCUGACAUGGAUGAAUGCUUUCAGUGCCCACCAGAUCAUUACCCAAAUGUGGAAAAGGAUUCAUGCGUGCCAAAGGACAUACGCUUCUUGUCUUAUGAGGAACCACUGGGGAUCUCUUUGGCCUGUUUUUCUCUUUCCUUGUCCUUCCUUGCAGCUUUGGUGCUUUGGAUCUUCAUUAAGCACCGGGAGACUCCCAUCGUCAAAGCCAACAACCGCAACCUCUCCUACACUCUCCUCAUCUCCCUCUUGUUUUCCUUCCUUUGUGCUCUUCUAUUCAUCGGUCGACCUGAGAAAGUGACGUGUCUCCUUCGACAAACAGCUUUUGCCAUCAUCUUUUCAGUGGCAGUUUCUUCUGUGUUGACAAAGACAAUCAUUGUGGUCCUUGCUUUCAUGGUCACCAAACCAGGGUCCAGCAUGAGGAAAUGGGUGGGGAAACAACAGGCCACCUCCAUUGUUCUUUCCUGUUCCUUGAUUCAGGCUGCUCUUUGUACUGUGUGGCUGACAACUUCUCCCCAAUUCCCAGAUUUAGACAUGCACUCAAUGAGUAAAGAAAUUGUUCUGGAAUGUAAUGAAGGGUCAGUCACCAUGUUCUACUGUGUCUUGGGGUUUAUGGGCUUGCUGGCCAUUGUCAGCUUCUGUGUAGCCUUCCUAGCCAGGAAGUUACCUGACAGCUUUAAUGAAGCCAAGUUUAUCACCUUCAGCAUGCUGGUAUUUUGCAGUGUGUGGCUGUCUUUUGUUCCAACUUAUUUAAGCACAAAAGGAAAAUAUAUUGUGGCUGUGGAGAUCUUCUCCAUCUUGGCCUCCAGUGCUGGGUUGCUAGGCUGUAUAUUUUCACCAAAAUGUUAUAUUAUUGUAGUGAAGCCUGAAUUGAAUAGCAAGGAGCAACUCAGAAGGAAGAAUUGA